UGCAGCAGAAGUUUUGGUUUUAAUCAGCCUCAGAGUUUCUUCAUCAUGACGCCUGCAGAGAUUUUCACCAACAGCUCAGAGAAAAACACGACCGGAGCCGAGGACUGGACCCAGGUGUAUGAAGCCGUCAGGUGGAUCCAGCUGGUCAUGGCUCUGCUCAGUAUUCUGGGUUCCGGCUCCAUCAUCGUCUGUGUGAUGCUGCAGAGACUCAGCAGGACACCAGAGCUGCAGCCUCUGUUCCUGCUCAGUGUGUCCGACCUGCUGCUCGCCGUCUGCUGGCUGAUCGGAGCUGUUCUGUUCUCACACCACUGCAACAGCCUCAACACACACUGCUACAACCUGCACACUGUGGAGCAGAUUCUCUACAUGGCCUCCUUCCUCUACACCCUCAACUACAUGUGGAACCUGUACAAAGGAAUCAGAGAGAAGUUCUACAGCUGCUUCAGUGGAUACUCAGUACAGUUUUCCAACAGAGUGAGUACAGCAGGGAAAAUCACUGCGCUGCUUUCAGGUCUGGUGCCGGUGUUGCUGAUGACGCCGGUGCUUAUUAAAGGAAACAUCAGCCACUGUCAGGCCAACUUCAGUGAACCCUACAGGUGUCUGCUGAUGAACACUGGAGCUCUGUACCUGAACUCGGAGCACCGGCCCAUGAUGAGACCCUGCAGGAUGCUGCACCACUAUCGCAUCUCUGUGUUUCUCACCACUUUCCUGGUCACGCUGCUCAGCAUCACUGUCCUCGUGAUAAAAGCUCGGCAUAUUUACAGGCGAGUCGUGACGUCCAACGGUUACCUUGGCAACGAGCAGCGGAUCUCGUUCCGUGUGAUGGACCGUCGGAUGGUCCUGUACCCGCUGAUCUUCGUCCUCUGCUGGGGUCCAGCGGUGAUUCUGGCGUUCCUGCGGCUGGUGAAGCCUUCAGCUGGUCUUGGUGAUGCUGGAGUCGUCCUCUACAUCUCACAGGCCUUCACCUCGGCCUCGCAGGGCUUCCUCAACUGCCUGGUGUACGGAUGGACGAGCGUUCACCUCCGCCGAGCCGGCCGGACGGUCUUAUCCCGAGACGUGAACACCCAGACUCCCCUGAUGCGAGCACAGAAGACGAGGAGCUACUCUUCUCUGAGAACCGUCGGCUGAGAGACGAAGCCCGAGGCCGAUCGUCACCUGCUGCACAGACUCUUCUGAAAGUCUGAAGUUUCACUUUCAGCUGGAGGAAAACCACCGUCUCUGCUCAGGACCAACACCUCCAGCUCUGAUCCUCAACCACUGAGGCGAAGAAAAGGGAAGAAGACGAUGGAGGGGAGUUUACAGCAAGAGGAAGAGCGACGGACAAAACAGGAUUUGAAAGAGACAAAGCCGGCAGGUGGUCUAUUUCAGACUUAUCAUGCAGGUCACAUGAGGUCGCUGGUCACCUGUGAUGCACUGUAAAAAAAAUCCCUUUAAAAACUGUUCAAAUCUGGCAGCCGGAAAAUAUGUGUAAAAAACAGUGAAUACUGUAACAUUCAAAAACUGUUUAAAAAAAAUUUCAAAACACACAAAAAACACAAGUAUCUGUAGUAUGAACGUUGUCAAAUCAAAAUAAUAUUUAUAGAAAUACAUUUUUUUAUGUAGACAUCAUUUACAGUUUUUCUUUACUGUUAAUGUGUAAAUUAAUCUUUUUUUGUGAUUUUACAUUUCUAGGUAUUGUCUGUAAUGUGUCCAAACAGGAAAGCAUCUGUAAAACAACUAAAUUGUUUAUGAUUUACACUCAUGGGUAAUAAAGACAUUUUUUUUUUUACAGA
Molecule: messenger RNA, 1772 nt
Organism: Amphiprion ocellaris (clown anemonefish)
Lineage: Eukaryota; Metazoa; Chordata; Actinopteri; Pomacentridae
Gene: tmem116
Product: transmembrane protein 116
Exons: 11
Coding region: 46-1128 (360 amino acids)
Biological process (GO): adenylate cyclase-activating G protein-coupled receptor signaling pathway
Cellular component (GO): plasma membrane
Molecular function (GO): G protein-coupled receptor activity
Source: RefSeq, a predicted model, not a curated record